Myripristis murdjan (pinecone soldierfish) is the source of this 1360-nucleotide messenger RNA. It is a transcript of the gene commd5, whose product is annotated as COMM domain containing 5. Gene Ontology annotation, cellular component: nucleus. NCBI's taxonomy places the organism in Eukaryota, Metazoa, Chordata, Actinopteri, Holocentriformes, Holocentridae. The record is from RefSeq and is a predicted model, not a curated record. The transcript is spliced from 7 exons. Bases 29 to 703 code for a protein of 224 amino acids.
UUUACACUGUAUUUGUUGUUGUAUUUUUAUGAUCUGUUAUCCGUGCGGACUGCAUGUAUUAUUAGUCAUGUCUUCCAGUCAUACGAAAGACUCCAGUUUCCUUGGAGGCAGGAUACCUCCAGAAAUCGAAUCAAUGUCAAAAUACCUAAAGGAUGUGGACCAGGAGCUGUUCAGAAAAAUACUCAAAGCUGUGGUCAGUGCCCUGGAAGGGAAGGACUGCAGAGAGGUGAUGAGGUCGAUAGCAGAAAGCAGUGCCGUCCCAGAGGAGAAGCUCAGCCACAUCGUAGCCGGGAUGUACCGAGUGCUGACUGAAGCUGUCCACAUCCCCUCAGCAUCCCUCAAACAGGAGGCCUUUAAAGAAGAUCUCAGAGAACUGAGGAUACCUGAAGACUUCAUCACAGAUUUCGCCAGUGUGGUGUUUGGAAAUCGCCGUGCAGCUCUGGAGACAGCAGCCGCCCAGCACGAUCCUCAUUUGCCCACGAUAGAAGACUUCAGAUGGAGAGUGGAUGUUGCCAUCUCUACCAGCUCUUUAGCCAGAGCCCUUCAGCCUUCUGUUCUGAUGCAGAUGAAACUAUCAGACGGGAGUCUUCAGCGCUUUGAGGUGCCCGUGUCUAAAUUCCAGGAGCUUCGCUACAACGUGGCUCUGAUCCUCAAGGAGAUGAAUGACCUGGAGAAAAGGAGCAUUCUCAAGAUUCAAGAUUGAUAUGUCACUUUGGCCAUUCAUGAAAUUAGGUUGUUCUUUUCACUCUACUUGGGUUUUACAGUACACCAGGUACUUUAAAGGGGAAUACUGUUCAUUUUAAGAAUUCAAAUAUCAAGCUUACAUGCCCAAGGACUGAAUAAUUUCAAUCCAAGGGCCUUUAUGCCUGUCAGAAUUAAGAGGCAUAAAGACCAGGCCAGAUGGUACCCGGUUAUCUGCACUCCUCAAGCACCCAACUUGUAUAUCUACAGGAAGCCAAUAUCUGAUUUCUGAGAAACAGCAGUCUUGCUCUUUAAGCCUCUGCACGCUCAAACCACCUCCUCAUACACGAGGACUCCUCUACAGUUUUUACCGUGGUCUUCUCCAUGUGGGAUUUAAUCAGCUUUCGCCCAGUUGUGACGGUUCCACCUAGUUUGAGGAUCUACGUGAAAACCACAUCAAGUUUUGGAGUUGUUUGAUGUACAAAAAAAAUAUUGCAGUGGUAGCAUCAUUUUUCAAUCUGAACAAAUUGCAUGUGUGCUGAUGUAAACAUGGCUUCAACAAACUGAGGUCCGCCUUACAGAAACAAAGAUUGUGCUUAUUGGGAAAAAAAAAAAAUCUCAUAUACCAUUUCAGACCACACACUGAUCUAUCCAUGUGCCAGAUUAAUCUGAGUGUGGU